Lathyrus sativus (Indian pea) is the source of this 1347-nucleotide messenger RNA. NCBI's taxonomy places the organism in Eukaryota, Viridiplantae, Streptophyta, Magnoliopsida, Fabales, Fabaceae. The record is from the annotation of a GenBank genome assembly.
AUGAAAAAGAAGAAGAAGAGAACUUGCCUCAAAUCCCCACUUUCUUCUGCAAAUUCAAUUAUAAUUCCAGAACCUGAAUUCUACUUACCAGAUGACUGCUGGGAGCUUGUUUUCACAUUCCUCAUCAACCCGGUGGAUGUUUUCACAUUCCUCAUCAACCCGAUUGUUAUCGUCUCUAAACAAUUCCUCUCCAUCACCAACCGUAUCAUAUUCUCUACCACAAUUUGUUAUCCACGACUUCGUUUUCUCCCUCGUUUCUUCCGAAGAUUCUCCAACCUUAAUUCCCUUGACCUCUCCUUCGGUGGCUCCCGUGAUCUCGAUGCCAGCAUUGCUUUGGCUCUCCGUGACAGACCAACAUUGAAAUCUUUAUCUAUUUACAGGAUUGACUUAAGAGAUGCAAACUACAUUACUUCAUAUUACAUUGAUUCUUUCCUGAGUUUGAAGGGUUUGGAUUCUCUUAAGUUCUCAUAUUCGCAAAUAUCUGAUGAUUUGCUUUAUUCUAUUGCUCGGGAAGGUCUUCCUUUGAACAAGUUUGUUCUUCAAAGUUGUACCGGCUAUAGUUAUAAUGGAAUCUAUGAUUUAUUAUCCAAAUGUCCAGGGAUACAACAUUUGGGUCUUCAAGAUGUUGAUUUUCUAAGUAAUAAUCAUUUAUCCGGCUUGUCUUUGCUUCUUCCCGAUUUGAUAUCUAUAAACCUUAGUGAAUGUUCCAAACUCACAGAAUCAACUUUGUUUGCAUUCAUUAAGAACUGUCGUUCACUUCUUGAGAUCAAAAUGGAAAGCAUAUAUUGUGAGAGAAAGAAUGUAGAAAAUGUAGAUAUUUUGAAAGAUUUUGAUGUCAACCCUCAAUUGAAGUUUCUACAUUUUUCUGAGAAUUCAUUUGUAAACGACAAGAUCAUCGUAAUCUUUGCUUCCAUUUUCCCCAAUUUGCAUCUUCUUGAUUUGAGUUAUUGCCAUCGCAUAUCUGGAAAAAGUAUUUCUCAAGUUCUAACUAGAUGUUGUAAGGUUAGAUAUCUAUACUUAACCAGUUGUGAAAAAGUGAGACGAAUCAAAAUGAACGUUCUAAUUCCCCAACUAGUGGUAUUGAACUUGUCUGGUACAAGUGUGGAUGACAAAACACUUUAUGAAAUUUCAAAGAGUUGUUGUGGACUUUUGCAUCUAUUUCUGAUAGGUUGUAAAUAUAUCACAGAAAACGGAGUGAUACGUGUGGUUGCGAGAUGCAGACGACUGAAGGAGAUCUGUUUCAAAUGUUGUGAUAAAGUGAAUGUUGAUGCUAUUAUCUCAAUUCUUUCAUCAAAUCCAUCAUUAGAAAAAGAUAACUGCUCUUGUGAAAUUAGGCUUAGGUUUUGA